UGAUAAUAUACUGAGCUGCGUCUGCUUUCAAUUAGUUUCUUCCAAAAAUUAAAAAUUCGGUUAGUGGAAAGUAUUUUUUUAGAUUGUAAAGAAGAAAAGAUGUACUGAACAUUAAGUGAAUUACUUAAUAAUAUAAUUUUGGCGUUGAAACACCUAGAAGCACAACUCAUACUCACGCAUCGCUCUUCUGUGCAUUGUUGCUGGACUGGCUUGUGCCAAGCAGAGGAAUAAAACACCAAUCGCAGUACAUUAAUUAAAUAAGCAGCCAAUAUGUUUGUUGAUGAUGAGGGUGAACUUUUUAACCCGUUCAGCAUUGGACCAGCCGAAAGUGGGAAACGAUAUGAGUACAAGAUGCCAAGCAGUCCAACAUAUCCGCCACCUGUGUUUGCUACAUGGCCGGCACCGAAGGUGCCCACCAAUAGAUCGGUCUCGCAGUGUACGUUUGUCAAGCAGGCGGCAGCUGCUAUGCAUAACGAGCAAUCCCAAAGGGGUGAAGUAGCUAUUUCCAAAGCCAUUAAUGAAGAGAUGGCCGCUUCAAAACAGCUUGCCUCUGUUGGCGAGCGCAUCGAUGCGGGCGGCCAGUCCAAAACGACUCUGUCAAAUACUGGUCCUAAGGAAAAGUCCGUGACAACGUUGAUGCCCGUCAGGGAGCACCGCGCCUCAUCGCCAUCAAGUGGCCUUUCCCGUUUAAGCAUCGCUCUAAGGGCGACCUCAAAAAAGAGUCUUAACUCUCAGCAGAGCACAGCCAAGUCGCAUGUUAGCCAGAUUCCCGCUAAAAUUUCCAGCAAGAUGAGUGCGAACUCGUAUAAUAGCAAUCAAACACUUGUGCCCAACACUGAAUUAAAACACUUAAAAGGUUCUUUAAAUAUAACUGAGAGCAAGGACUCGAACGCAAAACACUCGGACAAUGUGUCGCGCAGUAGCCAACGAGCAGAUGCAGGUCAUACAGAGGAUGCAAUUUCUCGUGUCUCUAUGAAGUCUCAGGCAGAAAAAUUUCAAGCAGACAAGAUCUCAUUAAGGUCUAAAGCAAGUACAGUUCAUGCAGAUAAUGCUUCCCGUGUUACUGCCCAGUAUAAGGCGAGUGACUACCGCGCUGACACAGUUUCCCGUGCUUCCGUCCUGUCCAAGGCUCAUGAUAAACGGGCAGAUAAUAUUUCCCGAGUUUCUGUUAAGUCCAAGACUAGUGAACACCCAUCCAAAGCUGGCGACCACCGAGCAGAUAAUAUUUCCCGAAUUUCGGUCAAGUCAAAAGCGAGUGGCCAUCAGGCAGAUACAGUUUCUCACCUUUCGACGGCUGCCCACGCGGGGGAUUAUGUCUCUCAAAGCGACGGAAAUAAGGUUGAAGAUAAAUCGAAGCCGAAUACCAGUAACAAUCCCCCGCUGAAGGAGGUUGCUGAGACAGUGAAAAAAGAGCUGGAACAGUCUAUGGCGACUUCAAAGACCCUGGCCAAAAAGGCAGCCGAGCUUAGUGAGCGCCUUAAAGCUGGAAAUCAGUUCAAGCACAAUCGUUUCCACUCUCUGAUUCGCAUGUAUACAAACACCGAACCCUUAAAGAGAUGCCGCGAAGAUCGCAUGUCCUUUUGGUUCAAGGACGCAGUUCUUUCCUAAUCAAAUUCUACCCUGUCCCAUGACUUAACAAUUCACGUUCAAACAUUUCCAGAGCCUUAAGCAAAAUUAUAAAUUUUAGCAAUAUAAAAAGACCUAUGCAAUUUAAGAUGCCCUAAUAGAACUUACCCACACUUUCAAAUGCAAUAUUAAAAUAUAAAAGUAAAAUGUGUCGCAUGAUUUGCGGUUCAGCAUUUUGCUGACAUUUCGUAUCAUUAAUUUAAAUGCGCUAAAUUCUGCGGUCGGCUGCGAAUUGUGCAGUGUGCACAAUGCGCUGCGUCAUAAAAUAUGCAAAAACAUUUGUUUAAUUUGCGCAGAAGCUCACCGAAAAGCAGAAAAAAUGAAUUUAUUAUGGUACUUACAAAUCUGAAAUGUGCUUAUCGGAGCCUUAUUAAUAUUAACGCAAGGAUAUUUACUUUUAUCCAGCUAUUUAUUUUUGUUCGAGUGUUUUAGCAGG
Messenger RNA from Drosophila novamexicana, 2062 nucleotides. RefSeq lists its product as uncharacterized. The record is from RefSeq and is a predicted model, not a curated record. The transcript has a single exon. Lineage: Eukaryota; Metazoa; Arthropoda; Insecta; Diptera; Drosophilidae. The coding region runs from base 271 to 1608 and encodes 445 amino acids.